Molecule: messenger RNA, 1319 nt
Organism: Eutrema salsugineum
Lineage: Eukaryota; Viridiplantae; Streptophyta; Magnoliopsida; Brassicales; Brassicaceae
Product: protein CLP1 homolog 5
Biological process (GO): tRNA splicing, via endonucleolytic cleavage and ligation
Cellular component (GO): mRNA cleavage factor complex; nucleus
Molecular function (GO): polynucleotide 5'-hydroxyl-kinase activity
Source: RefSeq, a predicted model, not a curated record
AUGUCAUCGUACCGUGGUCCGUCCAUGGUUAAGCCAAUGAUGAACAAUGAUGCAGCUAAUGCUAGUGAGUCUGGUCAUCGAAUAGUGAAGUUAGCGCCACAAGGCGAGAUCAGGAUCCAAGUCCAUCAGUCUUCGACUCUCAAACUCCGUGUGCUAGAGGGCAAAGUUGAGAUUUUCGGUUCCGAGCUCCCACCAAAAGUGUGGAUCACGUUUCCACCUCUCCAGCAAUUCGCCGUCUUCACAUGGUAUGGUGGAACAAUCGAAGUAGAUGGCGUCACAGAAACUGAAUAUACAUCUUCUGAGACACCUAUGAUGAGCUAUCUGAAUUUCCACAACUCUCUACAAAGACAAAGACAUCGUGUGACAUCUUCCACAAGUGAUAAUGUAUCUUCACAUGGACCAAGAGUUAUCAUUGUAGGGGAUAUAGACUCUGGGAAGACCACUUUAGCUAAGAUGAUUCUUAGUUGGGCAGCUAAAGAUGGUUUCAAGCCAACAUUUGUUGACCUUAACGUCGGUCAAAGCUCGAUAACCAUACCAGGAACUAUUGCUGCUACUUCUAUUGAAAUGCCUUUGGACCCUGUUGAAGGGUUUCCUAUUAAUAAGGCUCUUGUGCAUUACUUUGGUCACACAACACCGGAUAUCAACCUUAGGCUGUACAAGGCUCUUGUUGAAGAGCUUGCUCGAGAAUUAGAGGUGGAGUUUUCUGAUAACAUUGAAUCUCGAUAUUCUGGUAUGGUGAUUGAUACAAUGGGAUGGACCACUGGUGUCGGUUACCAUCUGCUUGUCCAUGCAAUAAGGAGGUUUAAUGCAUCUGUAGUUAUUGUCCUUGGUCAAGAAACAGAACUCGUCAAUGAUCUUAGCAAAGCUUUAAGAUUCAAGAAGAAUUUACAAAUCUUGAAUCUUGAGAAGUCAGCUGGAGUUUUCUCUAGGGGCUCUGAUUUUCGCAAGACCUUGAGGAACAACAACAUCAAGAAGUACUACCAUGGAGCCACUCACGAGCUCACGGUCUACACCAAAACCGCAAAGUUCAGAGAUGUGCAAGUAUAUCAGUUUCCAAAGAGGUCAAGAGGAAAUCAUGAUAGCACUUUGGAGAUCACACCUGUGAAAAUUGACGAACAACUUAUCAAUAAAGUUCUUGCUAUCUCAUACGCCAAAGAGCCUGACCAGAUCAUCUCAAGCAUUGUUGCUGGAUUUGUGUGUAUCACAAAUGUUGAUAUUGAUGAAGAGAGAAUUACAUAUCUCUCUCCAUCAGCUGCGGAAUUGCCUAGCAAGAUACUGGUCACGGGGACUUUGACAUGGCAUGUAACUUGAGGAGGAAG